AUGACAGCUGCCUAUAUUGUCUUGAUUACUUUUAUAUUCUAUGUUCCACGGAUUAUCUAUUAUAGACUCAGUCGAUUCUCUAAGGAUCGCCAGCUUCCUGGCUACUUUCUUUUGUGGUAUCUUUCUUUGAUUCCAUGUAUUGCUGGGUGCAUUCAUUUUUCUUGUUACCAAGUAUUUGUCAGUGGAACUCCGGAACUCCAUCCUGAUACGUUUGAGGAUCAAGUUUACAGUUACUACCUUCUGAAAUCAGCAGCGUUUUCCAUAAAUCGUCUUGUUGCUCCGAUCGUUGCGAUUUUGUGUAUUCAACAAAUAGCAACUCACACUCAGUGGAAUAUUACGAUUUUCCAAGAGACUGCUGUUCAUAUGAUCUUGUGCUUGUUUGUAACGAUUUUUGUUGCCGGAUACACUUUUGGUCGGGAAUAUUUUCUUAUGCGAUCGCUCGAUAGUUCCAGUACAAUUUACCCUGACCAUAUUCAUUUGGACCUUUUCGACUUGAUUUCUCCUGCGAUAACAGUAGUUUUGUUUUGGUUCGCGAGACAAAAUCUUGAAAGACAAUCAGUCUACUCACUAGAGAGAUGCGGUCCAAAUGAUCCUUCAAUUCUAGAUCGGAUUUCCAAAAUUUCAGUUUUUCAUGGGGUAAUGCUGAUCUUCACAAUUGGUGGGAUAUUAAUGGCUCCUUCUGAGCGAGAUGAACUCAAGGCGGAUCCGAGUGACGGACACACUUCAAUAUUUUUCAUAAGUGCUCAAACACCCUUCGUGCAUUGGGUUCUCCUUCGAUCUCUUCUUCGGAGCAAGAAACCAACUCGCUUGUGUUUCUUGUUUUGUUUCGGAGACGGAGAGAAAGUUGCCCCUGCUCCGGAUGAUGUGGAAAUGGGAGAUCGGAGAGCAGGAAAUAAGAAUAGGAAUCAGAAAACGGAAGAAGAGGAAGAAGACGAUGAUGAUGAACCAGAGACAUUGGAUGCCAAUAAGAUUGUGAUUCUACCCGAGAGCCAGGCUGAGGAAAUUAUCAGAAGAGAAGCGAUGGAGGUCAUCGAAGUGAGAGAAUUCAAACCCGAAGAAGAUAUUCAGGAAGAACAAGAUUCUGAGACUAGUAAUUUAGAGGAUCGUCUAGCAACUCCCGUACCGAACAGUAAUCCUAAUGGAAUUACAGACAAUUGA
This is a messenger RNA of Caenorhabditis briggsae, 1158 nucleotides long. The coding region runs from base 1 to 1158 and encodes 385 amino acids. The record is from RefSeq and is a predicted model, not a curated record. Lineage: Eukaryota; Metazoa; Nematoda; Chromadorea; Rhabditida; Rhabditidae. The transcript is spliced from 5 exons.